Messenger RNA from Mus caroli (Ryukyu mouse), 890 nucleotides. RefSeq names its product chymotrypsin like elastase 3B (gene Cela3b). Gene Ontology annotation, biological process: proteolysis. NCBI's taxonomy places the organism in Eukaryota, Metazoa, Chordata, Mammalia, Rodentia, Muridae. The record is from RefSeq and is a predicted model, not a curated record. Gene Ontology annotation, molecular function: serine-type endopeptidase activity.
ACCCUGAAGCUCACCAUGCUCCGACUGCUGAGUUCCCUCCUGCUUGUGGCCCUUGCCUCAGGCUGUGGACAGCCUUCCUACAACCCCUCCAGCCGAGUUGUCAAUGGCGAGGAAGCUGUUCCCCACAGCUGGCCCUGGCAGGUUUCCCUUCAGUAUGAGAAGGAUGGGAGCUUCCACCAUACCUGUGGUGGCUCCCUCAUUACUCCUGACUGGGUUCUGACUGCAGGCCACUGCAUCUCGACUUCCCGCACCUACCAGGUGGUACUGGGGGAGCAUGAACGUGGUGUGGAGGAAGGUCCAGAACAGGUGAUCCCCAUCAACGAUGGAGACCUCUUUGUGCACCCCAAGUGGAACUCCAUGUGUGUGAGCUGUGGCAAUGACAUCGCCCUGGUCAAGCUCUCAAGAAGUGCCCAGCUGGGAGACGCAGUCCAGCUUGCCUGCCUCCCUCCUGCUGGUGAAAUCCUACCCAAUGGAGCACCCUGUUACAUCAGCGGCUGGGGCCGGCUCUCCACCAAUGGACCUCUGCCAGACAAGCUGCAGCAGGCCUUGCUGCCUGUCGUGGACUAUGAACACUGCUCCAAGUGGAACUGGUGGGGUUUGUCCGUGAAGAUGACCAUGGUGUGUGCCGGCGGCGAUAUCCAGUCUGGCUGCAACGGUGACUCUGGAGGACCCCUCAACUGUCCCGCUGACAAUGGCACCUGGCAGGUCCACGGUGUGACCAGCUUUGUGUCCUCCUUGGGCUGCAACACCCUGAGGAAGCCCACAGUGUUCACCCGCGUCUCAGCCUUCAUCGACUGGAUUGAGGAGACCAUUGCCAACAACUAGAUCCAAGGUUCGGCUGGCAGAGAGGACCCCAGGUCCUCUAAAGAAUAAAGAGCUUUCUGAAAAUC